CACAUUGCAAUGUUAGUUUGUGACAGCUGCUAUACCUGCGUAAAUAUUUUCUUGAUUUAGUUAAAUUGCAAGCAUUUAUGGAAGUGUUUAGUGGUUAGGAUGUCGAAACAUAUUUGUAUUUCAAUCGUUCGAUUACACUGCUAAUUUCCAACAAACAAAUCUUGUUGGCUUGAAAGCAAUUAGAGCCACAAUUCAUGACCCGGCUCCCUUCAGCAAGGCUUAAUUGUUCACUAGUUUCUUAGUUUUUGCUUGCUUUUUACGACGGGGUUAUCUUUAUUGAAAAGUCAACUCGGAAAUGAUUCAUAGAAUUUAUUGAUUCUCAAGAAAACUGAAAACCCAUUUUGUGUGUAUAUAUCGUUUCAUAUAUUGCGUUUGCAAAUGAUGUUUUAUGAUAAAGGCAGUGUUGAAAUAAUGCAGUUUCCAAAGUCAACAUGAAAUUAGGAUAACAGUUGUUCCAUUCUUGCAUGUAUUACAAUUUCGAACAUAUGCUUUAGGUGCCCUUAAAUGCAUAAAAGGCUGUUACAAGAAUGAAAAUGGCCUAAUCGAAAGCUCUGACCCUAAGGUAAAGGGAAAACCUUUGUACAUAUAAUGCUUUGAUGAUCUUGAUUGCGCUAAAUAUGGCGUUGUGAAUUUCAAAAGAUAUGAGAUUUGUACAGCUGCACGAAACUUAGUAUUAGAAACACAAGAAAGUUUACCAAAACAGUUUUCGACAUUUGUAAACAUAUUUGGAGAACUCUGAUGAUGACUUGAUAAAAAUUCACGGCUGUGGAGGUGCACCAGCAAUUGAUUACAGCAUAAUGAGGUUGCGAAAGGGCCUAAUUUACUUUUGAUUGAGCUUCCCUGAAUCGGCGGUUAGAGUACUCGCCUAUUUAAUAUUUUACGCAUGUUGAAUGACGCUGAGAAUGCGAGAUCACUGUUUACCACGCCCCUUUGCGCUGACCUGUUGCAAGCCCAGCAUGAUAGUUGUUGCAGUUGCUUUGGGAAAACAUGUUUUGAACAACAAGGGUAAAACUACAUUCAUGAGAUAAAGUCAAAUAAAAAUUUCGGGAAAUUCCUGUGUUGAAUGGAUUUUAAAAUUUUGUUUAAAAUUUAAUUAUGGAAAUAUGCUCAAACUUAGGACGAUAGGUUUAGUCCAUGCCUAGAAAGUUGGUGUUGGAAACAAUUAUGCAAAGAACGGUAAAGGAUUAUUAGCAACAUGAUUAUUGUGGCCGGGCCUUCUUCUGAAAGACCAGCUACAGUUUCCCAAGCAACAGUAAUUAGACUUUGGUCUUCAGUAACCGAACUGAAACGUUGAUUGUGGAAUUGCAAAAUUUGUACGCUGAGGUUUAGCUACUACUUGUUUUUAAAGUACAGUAAUCACCUGCUUUCCUGCAACACCUGCCUUCUCUUUCAUUUGAAUGUUAUCAGCAAAAGUUGAGGUAAAACAUUGUUUUCAACCCUUACAAAUUAAUACAUUCAAUGAUUAAUCAAAUUUUCGUUAAAAUCUCCCAUCAAUCACAAUUAGCAAAAUCCACUUUUUGGCUGUUUGCGUUUAUAGUCUCGUCCUUGUUAAAACAAUUAGCGAAUUUUAUCCUUUAACAAGUUCUUUUAGGAUAUCUAUAUCUUUAAUCAUCUCAUCCUCUAGGUUAACAGGAAAAAGUAAGGCAAGGAAACAUCGAUGGGAGUCUGGUGCAUCGCCUUAUCACGCUUUAGCAUAAAGUAGCCCUUUGCAAAACAUAGAGCUGAGAGAUGAUGUUUAAGGGGGUGUUUUUAUGAUUAAUACAUAUUGAAUUAUCAUCAGCCAUUACGACCAGGCAUAAAAAAGUGUUGUUAGAGCUCUGUUCAAUUCCUUUUACAAAAAAAACAACAGGAUGACGAUUUAUCUUUGGACAUUGGUUUAAUAAACCCGCGUGUUGCCCGAAAAAUAGGAAUACUUCUCUACCUGUUACACGAAAACUAAGAGAUGUUGAUACCGUGCAGUACAAAUUGCAUGAACGAACCCUAUCCGACGAACAGCUUCUCCUCCAAUCUCGAUCCAGUCCCCUUUGAGCGUCUCGUCAAAAAGAUGUAAUAUAUAAAGGGCUCACAGCAAGUUAAAUCUUACAAGAAUCAUAAAACAAAUUCUGUGAAGUAUUUUCAGUCGUUGAAAACUAUUAAUUUAUAGUAGCAACCUCAAAGUUUUAUUACAACUUGAGAAAACAAAUUUCAACCAAUAAGGUCGAUCUAUGAGAAAGUUUUGAUUAAUAUAAAUGAGAGGCUAACAAUAAAUCUUUAUGAAAAAGGUGUUUUGUAAGAUGAUUAGCUUCAAUUUAAAACAAAUCUAAUGAAAAUUUUAUAAUUUAGUACAACGAGUGCGCCGAAUAUACUAAGAUCUUUAAAUGUAAACAAUAACAAAUUAUGUUAUUCCGAUGUUCAUGCAAAUCUUUUAACACGGGGAUUUUUGUUUUGUGAAUAUGGAAAAGCCUCCCACAAAAUUAGCAUAAUACACGAUUUAAGUUGUCUGAGCCUUAGGCCGGCGAAUCAGAUAUUUCGCAGGAAAAACACAAGCCUGCGUCUGUCUUAUGGUUGAUUGAAUAUCUGCAAGCACUAGACACUAAAAAGCUACAACUGUCAAGGAAUGAGAUGAACUAAAUUCUUAAGUUCUACAAGCUGUUGAAUAGGUUCCGAGACAUAGCAAGAUGUGGUUUGAAUUGCAAGACAGAAAUGGAGAGACACUAAGGCUAGAGAUUCCUGAAGACGAAGAGAUGAAUUCAAAUUCGACGUCAAGAUCCGGAACUCCAAAGUCACGACGUCGUUCCAGGUCGAAUUCGGUCAGCUCAAGCCAGUCAUCCGUCAGACCAGACACAAGGGUGCAAGUAUUCGUGAGAGCGAGGCCGUCAGAGACAUCAUUUGCAACUGAACCAAGCGAAUCAGCGUCACCACUUGAAUUCCCUUCGGACAGAGAGAUAAAAUUGAUUGAUCCAAAACAAGAAACGACUUACAGAUUUGAUCACGUGUUCCCACCUUCUACAACAAACAAGGAGGUGUGCCGUGUGAUUUCAACGCCUUUAAUCGAGUCUGUUCUGCAAGGGUACAAUGGUAGUUUCAUGGUGUACGGUCAAACAGGCACUGGUAAGACAUUUACAGUGCAAGCUGAAGACGGGUUAAUUCAUACCACGAUUGCCAGCUUGUUUGAGCGCAUCCACGCGGACAAGGAUUUCGAGUUCUCUGUAAAUCUGUCGUAUCUACAAAUUUAUCAUGAAAGAAUCUACGAUCUUCUUGAUUCUGCGAAGGACACUGACUUGCACUUGAGAGAACAUCCGGAAGAAGGUAUUAUGAUUGAAGGCCUAUCUGAGUGUAUCAUAACAUCGACAAAAGAUGCCGAGUCUCUACUGGAGUACGGGCGAAGGCAGCUAUAUGUGGCCGAGACAAAGAUGGUUCGAUCGUCCAGCAGGUCACACUCUAUGUGCAUCCUUAGAGUGCAGAAAAAGAAGAGCAGAGAAGCAAUUCAGAGACAACUGUCAACAGAAACUGCGAUUGAAAUCGACCCAGAUGCUCUCAGUGUUGGAGAAUCCUUCUUAAAAGGGAAACUUUACUUAUGUGAUUUGGCUGGAUCAGAGAGACUGAAGAAAAGUGGUGUUUCAGGUGAACGAUGGAAAGAAGCAAGAUACAUCAAUACAUCCUUAUUAGAACUAGGAAAUGUUAUCCAUGCUCUCUCAACGGCUGGAACUCAUCAUGUACCUUUUCGCAACUCCACCUUGACAAGAAUUCUGAAAGAAAGUCUAGGAGGAAACAGCAGGGCUAGUUUGAUGAUAUGUGUUUCAUCUUCGAUUCGUUUUAUCAGCGAAACGAAAUGUUCCUUGAACUUUGGACAACGCGCCCUAAGGGUGACAAAAACAUCGUCUCCGAAUAUAGAGCACCUUGCACACGUCUAUAACAUUACGAAGCCGAGACACGGUAGUGGCCUGUAUCCAAAGAUUGAUUACAAAGCAUUGUCUGAGUACCUUGCAAAGAAGCUGAAAGAAUUAGAACUCGCUUAUCACAGUGAAAAACAGCACUUCAAAAAGAUGCAAGAUGAACUAAAAAAGGGGAGGAAAGGGCCGUCAAAGAUCCCAGUGCUGGCGGCAAGAAGCCGAACUCCAACACCAAGACAUGACUCAUUUCAACUGAUGGAGGAUAUUUUUCUGGCAGAAUGCGAUGAACUUGAGGAAAUUGAAAGGUACGAGCAGCUUUCUGCUGAAGCACAAGAGAAAUACAUAAUGGCUCCUGGCUUGGAAGAGGAGAGCAGGGCAGAUGCUAUAUCGAAGCAAACCAUAACAUCGCAUGGAUUUAUUGAAAAAGAUGGCACCGUCGAUAGAAAAAUUGCGGGAGGGGCAGUAGAAACAAACAAACAUGAAACACUUUAUGAUUUAGCGAGAGAGGAUAAAGAAAAGAUUAUAGAUGGUAAUUUUUUGGCAGAUAGCUACUGUCAGACUGAUGAAAAUUCCAACUACUUAGCUUCAAGUGAAGAUGCAAAUAUGCAUAAGGAAAUAGAGCUUGGAUCUAAUGAUGCAGUCAUUUCGACACGAAAUGCAAAGAAACAUGACGACAUCGUCAAAAAACAUCCAACUAGUCUAGACAAAGACAAAGAACACGUUGCAGAAAAUAAAGAGACUGGUUCCGUGACCUUUGAUAAAAAGAGAAAUUCAUGUGAAACAAAACAGACAGACGGAGCUUUGAAUUUACAGGAGGAAAUAGAUCAUGUCAACAAAGAAGUUUAUCUUGAAUUUGGUAAUAGUGAAACUCAGAUCAAUAAAUAUGCUUUGGAAACGGAUCGAAAACUAGACAGCAAAAGCGAACUUGGUCUUCAGUCUACGAAAGACGAUAAUGAGAACCAAGUUACACGUAGAAUCUCUACUCAUGAAGUUGAUUCGGUGACCGAUGGUAAAAUAACUAAUCAAGCAAAGACUGUAGCAAUAGUCACAAAUGUAGAUGGUUUAGAUAUAAAGAGAUCUACGGGAAAAGAAGAAAAUGAUAAAAGAACUAUAGAGAAUAUUAGUAUGGAAAAAAUAGACUGGAAUGAAAAACAGAUAACAAAAAUCGAUGGUGACGGGAAAUUAGAAAAGGAAACAAUUCAUUUAGAAAAAGAGCACCAUACCUUAAAUAUACAUGAUGAAAGUAGUAUUACAAAGAAAGAGGCCAGUACAAUUGAAUUCAAAAGCAAAGAUAGUAAAGUUUUGGCUGAAAAUAAAGCGGUGGAAAGAAACGAUGAACAAAUUUAUCUUUCAAAUAUGCAGCUAACUGAAAAACCCUUACUUACACAAGGAAAUAUGUCAAAGGAAGAUGAUUUGUCGUCACAUUCUGAAGAUAUCGCACCGGAGAGCUUUGGUGUAGGGGCAUCCAAGCAAGAUCUUUCAUAUAGUCAUGUUGACAGUUCAAAAUUGGGUGAUAGGGGUAUCAAAUCUGAUGCAGAUGAUCUAUUCUCGCAUACGGACCGUGUAAAAUCCAGUCUAGAAGGAAUUCUCACGGAAAAAGGAAUGCUACAACCUAACGAUAAUGGUUUAACGACGCAUACUGAUAAAUUAACCUCUCAUUCUGAAGGUCCAUCGAUGCAAAAUCAAAGUUUGGAAUCACAGAUUCAGAGCUUUUCUUCGAACGUUGAUUGCUUAAGAGCGCAUUCUGAGAGUUUACCAACAGAAAACGGGAGUGUAAAAUCACAACAAGUGUUUUUGCCAUCUCCAGGUAGAGACUUACCAUCUGAUGCUGCCUGUGACAAAAGUUCAGCACAUGAUCCUCGCAGCCUACCAAUACAGGCUUUGGGCUCAGAACUACAUUCUGGGAGUUUACCAACAGAAAACGAGAGUGUAAAAUCACAACAAGUGUUUUUGCCAUCUCCAGGUAGAGACUUACCAUCUGAUGCUGCCGGUGACAAAAGUUCAGCACAUGAUCCUCGCAGCCUACCAAUACAGGCUUUGGGGUCAGAACUACAUUCUGGGAGUUUACCAUCGAAUAAAAAUGGGUUACGACCAGACUGUGAGGGAUUACCAGCUCUUGACAAGGUUUUGAUACCGCAGACCGAGACCUUACCAUCGGGUGACCAGGGAUUACCAUCAUAUUCUCCGGAUAUACCAAAAGCAGUUAAAGUUCUACGAUCAUGUAAUGAGAAUUUACUAUCACGUGAUCAGGAUUUACCAAUGUCAGUUAAUUUUCUACAAUCCAGCCACGAGGGUUUUCCUUCAGUGGAUAACAGAAGUGCUAUAAUAACAAAAGAUACUCCAAUGGUAACAGAGCGCUUUGAUGAACGGCCUUUUCAUCCACAGGAGUCAACUAAAGAGCAGACUGGGCCUAGCCCAAGGUUAACAUCUUUAGAUGACAGCGGCUUCCAAUCCUUUGAACCGACAUCUGAAGGCAAGAAUGAGACAGAAAUUGACAAGCAGAGCCUAAAAAGAGAAAGGAGGAAUUCGGGGAGAGUUGGGGAAGAGAAAGAGAGUGGUUUGUUUGAAAAAGUUUCCCAGAAAGGUGACACUUUAGAAACACAGAAGCUGGAAAUGCCUAAAUCAAUGGAUAUUGUAGCAAGGAAUGAAGGACAAAAGGGCGACUUGGACGAAAUUGAUUCCGGAAAGGGGGGAAUAGCAAAGAAAGAGAGACGAAAGGGCGACUUGGACGAAAUUGAUUCCGGAAAGGGGGGAAUAGCAAAGAAAGAGAGACGAAACGGCGACUUGGACGAAAUUGAUUCCGGAAAAGGGGGAAUAGCGAAGAAAGAGAGACGAAAGGGCGACUUGGCCGAAAUUGAUUCCGGAAAGGGGGGAGUAGCAAAGAAAGAGAGACGAAAGGGUGACUUGGACGAACUUGAUUCUGGAAAUGGGGAACGAACGGGUGACUUGCAUGAAGUUUAUUCUGGAAAGGGGGAAUUAGCAGUUCAAGGUAGAAAUGUUAACGAGCAAACAAUUGAAACUGACUUUGCUUUGAUAAGAAAAGGAGAAGGUGAUGGAGAUGGUGCAGCUAUUCAUUCGAAUAUUGCUACUGAGACAAAAAUAUUUUCGAAAAAAGAACCAAGCGAUGAUAAAUUUGAAAUUUUACAAAGUCACAGUGAAGUUUUAGAAGGCAAGCAAAAAUCUACGGUAGAAAAGGAAAUAAACUAUGAAAAUACAACGCGGUAUGAAGUUAAGAGGAGUUAUGACUUGAAAAUAAGCGCACAGCAAGGAGAAGUUAUCGAGUUGAAAGAUGUUGUUGCUAACGAUGGAAAUGGGCCUUCCACGACAAUAGAUGAGCCUAACUCAAAGUAUUCUGACAGUCGAGUUGAUUUAAGAACGAAACAACCACAUGAAGGAAGAGGUGUAACAUCGGAGGAGGAAAAUGCACAGAAUAUAGCCUCACCCAGCACUCCAUCUUCAGGUAAAGUGGAACAGGUACCCGGUAACGAGGCAAACCAAAGAAACAAAAUUAGUAAUUACGAAGAUUUCCAUCAAAAUGCCGAAAGUAUAAGAAAGUUAGUUGACACAAGCAAGGAAACUGGCAUCCCUAUGGUAAAGGAAACCAAUAGCGGCCAGUUGGUGCAUUCGUAUACCAGUGAAAAACCCUCUAGAGAAAGGAAUAGAGACUCUGUUGAAGAGGAAGCGAGGUAUUUCAGCGACGAAGGAAUCAAAGAAGAAGAAAGCGAUUCAACAAAAACAGAAAGAAAGCCUGCUAGCAAAAGCUCAGAGCGAACGUAUAAAGUUGUGGAAAGCUCUGAUGAUCGGAAAAGGAGACAUUAUGCCGGCGGUGCUCCUGGGACAACGAAUGAGGAUGUUAGAGUUGCGCAAUCUUUAGACGAUAGCAGUGGCUCCAAUGGAGAGUAUAAAGUCUUGGACAGUUUGAUAUGCAGUGACAACAUUGAUGACGUAAAAGAAGCAUUAAUUGUCAAGAACAAUGAAGAAACAAAGUACCGACCAAUUUCCAUCGGAGAACCGAGAAUAAUAUCGCCCAAAAGGGAGCAAGCUUUAGAUUUCCUCAGUGGAGGAGAAAGUUUUGCUAGUGUUGGCAAACAAGUGGCACUACAUAGAAGGAAGGCGGACGGUGGUCAAAGCCAGCCCGGACGGGAAAGACAAAUGUCACGGGAAGAAUUAAGGCUUUCGCUUGGAGAUGCUUUAUCUCCAAGGCAGCUGUCAAUCUCUCCAACUCCAUCGUCUACAAGCAUGGAAUCUGAUUUCAGUUUAGCAUUAAAGGAAAAAGACAAACUGCAAAAAGCUUUGUCUACAGUCAAGGGUCAGUAUGAGGACAUGUUGCAGGAAUUCGACAAAAUCAUCGCAAACAACACAACAGAAAGUGGUGAUGACAAUGUGCAGAUCUCGAAAGAAAGUUACAAAGUUGCUCUUAAAUGCAAGGAGGAGUUAGAAUUGGAGAUCCGAAAAGCGAGAGAGCAAUUGGCAAUGGUGCAAGCUGUCCACGAAGAACAAUCGGAAAGCCUGUUGUGGCACGCAAGUGAUUUCGAAUACUCUGAGGAUGGCGACUCAUUCUGCGCGGAAACGACAGAUGAUGGAAUGACUUGCCCACUGGAGACAUCGACCCCCGUUCCAUACAUCGACACUAAGGUCAUUGCUACUGGGACUUCACCGGCCUACAGGGUUGAAUAUAAAAGCAAUGCAGUACAGACUGAUGAUGAAAGCGUGUCUGAUUAUAACACAGGGGAAAGGACAAUGCCGGUCCUCAAAGAAAUCGGAACGAAUACAUCACCAGAAAGUGAUGCCGAUUCAGUUUUUAGGCGUGGUCACUCGAGGACCGCAGAAACGAAUACCUUUGAAGAUGAGGAAGAAAACAGCCUCGCAAUGAGGCAGUCGGAGCUAGAAAGGCUACCAGCAACACUGCCUAGAAGACGGGGGUCUAAGAGAAGGUCGAAAGGUUUAGAAGAAUGGAAUAUCGGAGGAGCCAAAUGGUUGUCGAGGCGAAGUCUGGUGUCAAAAGAGCAGGCAAAGAAGACGGAAAAACUAACACUGCAGGCAAUUGAAAAUGCUGAACUGAAGAAAGAGUUGCUGCUUACAAAGCUGGAGAAAAUUCGUCUGGAAGCAAUGUUGUCUUGUGUCAUGAUGAGAUUAUCUCCAACCGAAGUUGAGCGUGACUUCAGGAAGAUAUCGCUGAACUCGAUAACAUCUUCAGCAUCAACUCUGCGGUCUACUUCGAGUCUAACAAACAUCGCUCAAGGAGACCAAACAAGUCCAUUUCAGCCGACAUCUCCGUUUCGAAGACUGAACCCUAGACUUGGCACAUCUAUGAUCGGUGAUGAUGCAAAAUCGUCUCAGCAAAGAGUAAGAUUUGAGGAUUCCAGAAAAACUCCCUCCUCGACAGUCAGUGCACGAUCUUCCUCUUUGUUCGGGCAUUCUUCACUCUUGACCCAGUCAUCCAUGUCACCAUCAUCGAUGGACUUUGACCUCUCCAGUUAUGUUUCAACUGAUUUCGGUUCAACACCUGUGCCAAUGGAGCGGGUAUCACCUUGUGGGCAAGAUGGAGACGAUAAAUACCAAAGCCCAUCAUCAACGAAGGGCAAAGAGAAAAAGUCAAGCAAGGACAGUGAGAUGGUUCUAGCGUAUAGUGGAAAGAACAAGUUGCUUUUGUCUGCCUGUCUCCCAUUCCGAAAAAAGAAGAAAGGUGGUAAGGAUGGAAAGAGAUCAAGUCAAGAAAGCAAAGACGAAAGUUAUGGCUCGAACUGCUAACUUACUGUCAAUGUGUUGAUUGCAUUUAAAUUUUCAAUGAAAGAAUAAGUAUAUAUUCGAUGAACAAAUUUUGUAUGAGCAUUGGCAAGUCAAUACCAAGCUUAUUCCAAACUAAAAUUGGUUAGAUAAGGUUAAUAUGAAAUGUUGGUUUCUAAUUCUAGAGACAUCUGCUUGAGUAAGUGCUUCCAAUAAGCAAAAAAACGUAGAUAGAUGAUAAAAGUUCUACAAUGAGAAACUAUUCUCUGUAACAGGGCAAAUUUCUUUAAAUCAUUUAAAACUUUAUGCAUCGAUUCAAAAAUCGUUUUCAUCAAAGAAGGAAGCAUACAUAAUUAAGUUAGACAAGCGAGUUUUCGAAGUAGCUAACAUAGGCGAUAUUCAUAGCAUUCCUGUUUUCUAUUGAAGAAAUACUUGAUAGAAUGUCAAAUGUUGAACACGAUAGAGUUCAACAAUAACUUACGAAGUAUUUCUUUGCUAGGUAAAGCAACCUAUCAAAAGACUUGUACAUUUCCGUAGAAUUAAUUUAUUGAAAGUAUUAGUGAUUUCUCCGAUGAGCUUUGAUCAAAUUUAUAGAUAAUCAUUGCUGAUGUUUUUAUACAAAACCUCUCGUCCCUUUGUAUGUUAAUGAAAUUUAUAGAAAUAAUUAAAA
Molecule: messenger RNA, 10269 nt
Organism: Rhopilema esculentum
Lineage: Eukaryota; Metazoa; Cnidaria; Scyphozoa; Rhizostomeae; Rhizostomatidae
Biological process (GO): microtubule-based movement
Molecular function (GO): ATP binding; microtubule motor activity; microtubule binding
Source: RefSeq, a predicted model, not a curated record